AACGUCACAUCCCCUUGACCCUCCAAUCACCUCGGGGUCCCAUUUGAUUGGAAGGCGGCAAGGGCUUUAAUCUCAGACUAAUUCAGUUGCUUUUGAAGUGAAAAUUUCGGGCAGUUCUCGGGCUGGGAGGAGUAGCGCGUGGAGCUCCGGGAGGAGGCAGAACAGAGCGCGCAAUGCCUGUGGUGUCACGCGCAGCUCCGGAUCGGCGAUAGCCCUCGCGCUGUGCGUCUGUCUGUCUGUCUGUCUGUCUGCCACGAGCGAACGGAUUAUACGAGCUUGUCUUUAUUUCGAAGAAGGUCGCUUCGAAGUAGUUCUUGAUGCAUAGGACGAAUGAAACGCCAACAGAAUAAAUGAGAAUUGGGUCAUGAGCACAUCGCCCUCUGUUACUGCUCGAAGAAAUAGCGAUACCGAUCUAGCCUGGGAAAGCUGCAGUUCUCGGAAUAACAGCUCAGCGAGCAUCAACAAGCCUUUUCUCCAUCCCGUCCCUCCAACGGACCCUUUACGGCAAGCCAAGCGACUUCCCAUCAAGGUUGUGAAAAUGCUGACGGCACGCACGGGACACAUUUUGCACCCGGAGUACCUCCAACCGUUACCGUCUACUCCGGUUAGUCCCAUCGAGCUAGACGCAAAGAAAAGUCCGCUGGCUCUUCUUGCGCAAACGUGUUCUCAGAUCGGGAAACCGGACCCUCCGCCUUCUUCUAAACUCUCCUCGGUGACAUCAAAUGGAUCUAGCGAGAAGGAGACCAAGUCCGGUCCUUUAAAGCUGAGCGACAUCGGCGUGGAAGAUAAAUCGAGCUUCAAGCCGUACUCCAAACCAGCAGAUAAGAAGGACUCGUCCUCGGGGGUUUCUAGCGGGGAGAAGUCUGGUUUCCGUGUGCCGAGCGCCACCUGCCAGCCGUUCACUCCCGGCACUGGCAGCCCCAAUUCCAGCACUUCUGCGUCCCCGAUGCCGUCCGAGACCAAAGGAGAGAGGGAUGAAAAGAAAGAAGGUGACUGUAAUAAAACGUGCAGUACGGACGGCUCUGGAGCUACUGGCGUCAGCAGCCACAGCAGGAUAAGUGUGAGCUGUGCUGGAAUUAACGUGGAGGUCAACCAACACCAGGAGAGCACAUCUGGAUCCAAGGCCACGACGUCGGAAUCGUCGUCAUCGGUGUCUUCUGCGUCCUCUGCGGCUGUUCUGGGCUCGGGUCUUGUGGCACCCGUUUCUCCAUACAAACCGGGACAGACAGUUUUCCCUUUACCCCCUGCCGGCAUGACCUACCCAGGAAGUUUAGCAGGGGCCUACGCGGGCUAUCCUCAGCACUUCCUGCCCCACGGCGGAAGUCUGGUGAACGCACAGCUCGCCAGCUCCCUUGGCGCAAGCAAAGCUGGAUCAAGCCCCUUAGCUGGUGCUUCUCCACCGUCCAUCAUGUCUGCCAGCCUUUGUAGAGACCCGUACUGCUUGAGUUAUCACUGUGCCAGUCACUUAGCGGGCGCGGCCGGUGCCUCGUGCACGCACGACUCAGCCGCCGCGGCCCUCAAGUCCGGAUACCCGCUCAUGUACCCGACGCACCCUUUGCACGGCGUGCACUCCACGCCACCGUCUUUCGGCGGACACCCUUUGUACCCGUACGGCUUCAUGCUCCCCAACGACCCGUUGCCUCACGUGUGCAACUGGGUGUCGGCAAACGGGCCGUGUGACAAGCGCUUCUCGUCCUCAGAGGAACUGCUUAACCACCUGCGGACGCACACAGCCUUCACCGGAGCAGACAAGUUGAUCUCGGGGUACCCGAGCUCGUCGUCCCUUGCCAGCGCUGCCGCCGCGGCCAUGGCGUGCCACAUGCACAUGCCACCGUCCGGAGCUCCUGGAAGUCCCGGCACACUCGCACUGAGGAGCCCACACCACGCGCUCGGACUAAGCAGUCGCUAUCACCCGUACUCUAAGAGCCCGUUACCUACCCCCGGUGCCCCGGUGCCCGUUCCCGCCGCAACCGGCCCUUAUUAUUCUCCAUAUGCACUGUACGGCCAGAGACUCACUACAGCGUCAGCGCUCGGGUACCAGUGAAACGGACUCACACACCCUCAGAUUUAGAGCUUAUAAAGAUUCAAAUAUAAAGACUUUUAUAUCAACGCACCACUGAAGGACUGGAUCCGUGGACUCCACUGUAUUUAUUUAUGUCAGCUUAAAGCGGACAAUAAUACAAAAAGGAAAACUAUUUGAGCAAACUCAGAAGUGCAUUAUGUUUAAAUCUCAGUAGGUAAAAGUGAAACACAUGUUAGAGUACUAAUAAAAUAGGGGUUCUUCAGUUCAACAUUCAUUUGAAAUUGCUAUGAUUGUAUUGUACGUUCUUAUUUAAUGUCUCAUUGAAAAAAAAAGAAAAAAAGAAAUAAUUUACAUUUGCAUGUUUGUUUGUUUUUUUUCAAGCCCAAAUUGUCCGCAUAAUUUCAAAUUGCCGUUAUUUUUCAGGCGUAUACCAUGGAGAGAGAAUUGGUAUUUUUUUGUAUGUAUUCUGGAAAAAAAAUAAUAAGAAACAAUUCUGUUCCAUAAAUGUGU
This is a messenger RNA of Neoarius graeffei (lesser salmon catfish), 2533 nucleotides long. RefSeq names its product zinc finger protein 503 (gene znf503). Lineage: Eukaryota; Metazoa; Chordata; Actinopteri; Siluriformes; Ariidae. The coding region runs from base 365 to 2044 and encodes 559 amino acids. Gene Ontology annotation, biological process: negative regulation of DNA-templated transcription. The transcript has 2 exons. Gene Ontology annotation, cellular component: nucleus. The record is from RefSeq and is a predicted model, not a curated record.